This is a messenger RNA of Rhagoletis zephyria (snowberry fruit fly), 1239 nucleotides long. RefSeq names its product retinol dehydrogenase 12-like. NCBI's taxonomy places the organism in Eukaryota, Metazoa, Arthropoda, Insecta, Diptera, Tephritidae. The record is from RefSeq and is a predicted model, not a curated record.
ACAUGGUAUUUUUCGGCCAUUUUUUUGCACCUCUGGUGUCGGUUUUUCACUUGGCCAUUUCAUCAAAAAUAUUUUGAUUCAUUUUGAUUGAAUUAUCUAUAAAAUAUCGGUGUUAUUAAAACAUUCAAUUCUUAUUAAUUUAAUUUGAAGGAUAUUCCCGAGUUUGCUGUGAAUUUUUUUCAAAUAUCUUUAGAUAUAGCCUUGUUCAUGGAGCAAAUUCCCUACGCCUGGCUGUUAUUAGGAGCCGGUGCUCUGUGGCUUUUCAGGUCGUAUAUGCAGGGUGGGAAAUACAGAAAAAAUACCACGGCAUUGGGGAAAGUGGUCGUCAUUACUGGAGCUAACACUGGCAUUGGGAAAGAGACUGCCCGUGAACUAGCUAAGAGAGGAGCUACCAUUUAUAUGGCUUGUCGCGAUAUGAAGAAAUGUGAAAAGGCGCGUCAAGAACUAAUCAAAGACACAUGCAACGAAAAUAUACAUGGUAUUAAGCUGGACUUAGCAUCUCUUACAUCAAUUAAGGAAUUCGCUGAUCACUUCAAAAAGAUCGAAACCCGUCUAGAUAUCCUUAUAAAUAAUGCUGGUAUUAUGGCCUGUCCGCGAAUGGUUACUGAGGAUGGAUUUGAAAUGCAGAUUGGUGUUAAUCAUUUAGGCCAUUUCUACUUAACAAAUUUGCUGCUUGAUCUAUUAAAGAAAUCUGCCCCGAGUCGAAUAGUAGUGCUGUCAAGCUUAGCACAUGCGAUGGGUUCUUUUAAAAAGAAUGAUUUUCUCAGCGAACAUUCGUAUAAACCUUCAAAAGUCUAUACACAUAGUAAAAUUGCAAAUAUUUUGUUUGCUCAUGAAUUGGCAAAACGUUUACAAGGUACAAAAGUGACUGUGAACUCCUUGCACCCUGGUGUGGUGGAAUCUGAAUUGAUGCGGUACAACUCGAUAAUUAAUAACCAAUUUUUAGGUCCUAUUGCAAAUGUUUUGAAAUGGCCCUUCUUCAAAACUACUGCAAACGGUGCUCAAACUACUAUUUUUGCCGCCCUGGAUCCAGAUUUGGAAUUAGUAAGCGGUGUUUAUUUCAGCGACUGCCAGCCGAAGAAAACAACUUCAGUAGCCCGCGAUGAUGAUUUGGCCAAGUGGCUAUGGGAUGAAAGUGAUCGACUAAUCAAUUUGAAGUUGGCACAAUUGGAUCUGAAGUAAAAUACACUCAUACAUAAAUAUUUAUUAAAUAAAUGACUGUCACAACCCAAAAAAAAA